CAAUUCCUAGCGAAGACUACAACCGGUGGUCCGGGAGGAAAAAACGGUCUGUCACUCCGGUUAACACACUUUCUUCUGUAUCGCCGAUACCAACUGACUGCAACAGCAGCCGUUCACGUCACUUUAUCUCAAUUAACAGUCAGCCAUGGAUCAUCUGAUGGGAGGAGGAAUGCAGACACUGGUUUUGGUAGGUGUUGGAGCCUUACUUCUGUAUCGGAUAGUUGUCCGCCUCAGACCGGGUUCUGCUCUACAGGAUGCUGUUGUGGUCAUCACAGGAGCCAGCUCUGGACUAGGGAAAGAGUGUGCACGGGUUUUCCAUGCAGCAGGUGCACGGCUUGUGCUAUGUGGACGAGACACAGCACGCCUGCAACAUGUGGUCCAGGAGCUCGCUGCAAGUUCACCGGACCCACACCGCCAUACGCACACACCCAGAGUGGUCAUCUUCGACCUGGCUGAGGCGCACACAGUGGAUCGAGCUGCAGAGGAUAUCCUCAAGUGUUACGGACAGGUGGAUGUCCUCAUCAAUAAUGCUGGAAUCAGUUACCGUGGCAACAUCCUGGAUACUCACCUUUCAGUUCAGCGGGCUGUCAUGGAAACAAAUUAUUUUGGGCCAGUUGCUCUUACACAAGCUCUGCUCCCUUCCAUGAUUCACCAGCACAGUGGCCACAUCGUGGCCAUUAGCAGCGUCCAGGGCAAGAUAGCCAUCCCUUACAGAUCAGCAUAUGCUGCCUCCAAGCACGCCACCCAGGCCUACUUUGACUGCUUACGGGCAGAGAUGGAGCGCUGUGGAAUUCUAGUGACGGUAGUCAGUCCUGGUUACAUUCGAACCAACCUGUCUGUCAACGCCGUCACAGGAGACGGCUCCAAGUAUGGAGUUUUGGACAAGUCCACAGCAAUGGGGCAGGAGCCCACAGAUGUGGCUCGGGAGAUUCUGAAAGCUGUCCAGCAGAGGAGCAAAGAUAUUGUUUUGGCAGGACCACUGCCCACCUUGGCCAUUUACCUCCGCACGCUGUGGCCUGCCCUCUUCUUCAAACUAAUGUCAUCUCGUGCUCGCAAGGAGCAGAAACCUAAAACCGAAUGAACUGUGUCUCAAGCACAACAGCGACAAAAUGACCAAUCGACCAGAACAUACUCCAUGUGGAGCCCAAAUGGAUAUGAGAAGUGGAUUCUUCAGAUGCAUUUUUGCCAUAUUUUGCUUGCCAGGAGGGUUAAUACAAUGUAAUAGCAAUCCAGAACCCUGUGGUUGGUCUAAUAAUUGGUGUUAAUAGUUGUUGUUCCCCUCCGUUGUUUUCAUCUCCCAAAGUAGCACAUAACCAGGAAUAACUUCUUCACUUCCCAAAUGCCAUUCGCAAGAUUCGAACCUGCAAUUUACAAAAGCUCUGAUUAACAGACGGAAACUUUA
Thalassophryne amazonica is the source of this 1402-nucleotide messenger RNA. It is a transcript of the gene dhrs7b, whose product is annotated as dehydrogenase/reductase (SDR family) member 7B. The record is from RefSeq and is a predicted model, not a curated record. Gene Ontology annotation, molecular function: oxidoreductase activity. The transcript has 7 exons. Bases 146 to 1081 code for a protein of 311 amino acids. Lineage: Eukaryota; Metazoa; Chordata; Actinopteri; Batrachoidiformes; Batrachoididae. Gene Ontology annotation, cellular component: membrane.